CCUUCUUGACAGACGGAAUCGGCACGAACAGAGCUGCAGGCCUACCUCUUGAGGAUCAACAGGAUGGCCUAGAUGGCAGGAUGGUAACUUUUUGUUUCUUUUUUUGUAGCAGAGGAUAUUGGUCAAACUGUGUUCCGUCGCCAGGUUUGUCGGAAAUAACAGCAGACCCAAUCGAGUGCGCCGAGGACAUUCAACAAGAUCAGGUGGCGUCUUGUACGUGCGGCUCCUUUCCACUUUGUGCGGGCCGCAUUCGCAUUUUUGUUAUCUUCCCCCUUCUCUCCCGAACAUUCCUUGGACCACUACCAUCAACUUCCCCGUGAAAGCGGAAUUGAUUUCCCUCGCAAGUGGCCUAUCUAGCGUGCUCAGAUCAAGUUUUAGCUUGAGUUCAAGCGCCAUGGUUCUGACUUGGGACAAAAGAUGGAGCAGAACAUUUGCCAUUUUGACGUCUUUUGCGUCUCUGC
Molecule: messenger RNA, 461 nt
Organism: Pyricularia grisea
Lineage: Eukaryota; Fungi; Ascomycota; Sordariomycetes; Magnaporthales; Pyriculariaceae
Exons: 2
Coding region: 81-320 (79 amino acids)
Source: RefSeq, a predicted model, not a curated record